Messenger RNA from Mauremys reevesii (Reeves's turtle), 1763 nucleotides. Its product is annotated as C-type lectin domain family 2 member L-like. NCBI's taxonomy places the organism in Eukaryota, Metazoa, Chordata, Testudines, Geoemydidae. The transcript has 7 exons. The record is from RefSeq and is a predicted model, not a curated record. Bases 44 to 808 code for a protein of 254 amino acids.
UUUUCUGGUGCAGAUGCACAGGCUACAGAUAUCUCCUUAGAAAAUGUACCGACCAGGGUCACCAGUAUGGAGGCCAGGUUCACCUGGCUAUGACUCUGACUGUGACUCUGACUCACAGAACAAGAAACCUCACUGGGCUCUUGGCUGCAAAAUCUUCAAACUGUGCCAAGGACACUGGUGCUUCAUCCCCCCAGGAGCCUGGAGAUGUCUGUUAGCAACUGACCAUCUCAUUGGGGGACCUCCUCGCCAUGCGUCCUGUUCCAUUGCCAUAGGGAGAUGGACCAUCAACCCAAGAUGGUGUUUAUAUCCAACUUCAGUUCCGUUUCCAGGGCUCUGCUCAAAUAUCUGGCUCUGGAGGUGCACUACAGGGAUUCUUGCUGUUGUUAUAGUUGUGAUCUUGUGUAUUCACCUUGCAGUAAAUAGCUCACCAGGGAAAGGUUCUUCAGGCUCUCCUCCUCCAGAACCAUGCCCUGCCGACUGGCUGUACCACCAAAGGAAAUGUUACUACUUAUCUGAGACAGAAAAGGACUGGGACUCCAGUCAGAGCUUUUGUUCCUCACACAACAGCUCCCUAACCGUAAUUGAAAACCAGCAGGAACUGAACUUUAUAAUGAAAAUAACAAAGCAAGAUCCGUGGAUUGGACUUCACAAGACAGGAGAAGAAUUCCAUUGGGUAAACAGGACUCCAUUGGAUAGAAAUCUGUUGGCAGUAAAGGGUUCUGGAGAAUGUGCCUAUAUUGAAUCAGAUGGGGUCUCCAGUUCUGGAUGCUCAUUAACCAGGGGUUGGGUCUGUAAAAAAACCUCUUAGCACUCACUCAGCCAAUUAAUGUAAGACCCAGGGUUCAAUUGUCACAGUUCAGGGCAACUGCACCUGUACUUCCCCUCAGUGACCCAGCAAGGGCACCUAGUCUCAGGCUUGCUGCAUCUCUCUCCCUUCUGACUGGGGUAUUUCCAAGGCUGCACAGUUCCCUGCCUUUACUGUGUUGUUCCCAGCACAGACAGGUUGCCCGAGGACACCUGCUUGCUUUCUCCUCUGAGACAGUUAGCAGGUGUAAUUGCUACAGUUACAAGAUACCACACAGCACUUCCUAUGACAGCUCACUUUAUUCUUACAGUAAAAAUCAUUACAGAGAAAGCAUUAAAACAAUAAAAGACACUACACACAUGCUACUAAGCUUCCCAGAGUUCACCCUAACAUGGAUUCUGACAGGAGCAGUUCUUCCAUCCCCCUACCCAACGGAUUUGGUUACAAGUUCAUCACAGCUUCAGCUCAGAACAAGCUCACUAGGGCCAGUCCUUCCAACCCUACCAGAGGUCCUGUCUGUUUUCUGGAUCAGGAAGAAGGCCCUGAAGCUGGUUGAAAAUCAGGCUAUUUAUCCAAAAAUCUUUUUUGUCUGUUGGUCCCUGGAGAGUCCAGUUUGAACUAGUGGAGGUUCAAACUAGUGAUGGUGUCUCUCUGGAGAUAUUACAACCUGAGUGAAUGUGCCUAAUUACCAGCUGCUGUUCUCUUAUUUAUCCUUCCAUGGAAACGCAUACAAUUCCACAGUAAUACAGACACAGUUACAUCUUAAUACAGUGGACCCCAAAGGUAUUCACCUAUUUCAAUAAGGUCUAGCUUAGUUCAAUAAAGUUCCUUCAGGAUAUUGCAGGAACUUGUCAGUCUGUUAUAUCAACAACAUCUUGAAAGCUAUAAAUGCAAUGUAGCCUCAGUACAUUUACAUACAUUUCAAAGCACUAACAACUGUAGAUUAGCAAAAUUUCUU